UCUGCCUGUUGAGACUUCUCCUCCCGGCCGACUACCAACCGUCCGCCCGCUGCUUCCCCUCGACCCGGCUACCACCGCCCCCAACCCCCCACCCCCCUCUACGGUCCCUCCCCGUGCUAUGACGCUGGGGUGGGAAGGAAGCUCGGACACAACUGGAUCGGCGACCCUUCGGUGGACACAGUGAGACCGGCUGCUCCAACAAAGGCUCCUGGAUGCGGUGUCUCCUGCGGCUCCGAUGAAAGAGGACGAGCACGUUGUCAGGAUGAAGGAGGAGAAUCUGUUCCAUCGGAGGUUUUCUCUGUGCCCCAACGCCACCUCCCCCCCUACAAUUGACCCUCCCACACUCACCCGGAACUUGUCUUAUGAAGGAGACAACGACUUCUACAGCCUCAGCCCAGCAGGCAGUGACACAGACAGGAACGGGCUCUCCAUGCUGAGUAAUGAACUCAGUCCGGCCCAAUCACCAGGCAGCCAGUCGGAGUCCAGGAUGUUUAAUGGUGUUGAGAAGGAGUGCCCCUCCCCCACAGAGAAGCUGGCCCGUAAGGAGUCUCUAAAGCUCCAAAAGCAGAACUACAGGCAAGAAAAGAAGCGGGCGGCCAAAGAACUAUUUAGUGCACUAAAGGAUCCGAGUGUCGUCAUCAUGUCCAACUGGCUAAAGAUCCGUGGCUCUUUAAAGGGUUGGACCAAGCUGUGGUGUGCUCUGAAGCCCGGGGUUCUUUUGAUCUAUAAGACCCCCAAGGCGGACCACUGGGUGGGCACCAUCCUGCUCAGCGCGUGCAAGCUGAUUGAGAGACCCUCCAAGAAGGACGGCUUCUGCUUCAAGCUCUAUCACCCUCUGGACAAAUCCAUCUGGGCUUUCAAGGGUCCCAAGGGAGAGAACGUUGGCUCCAUCACGCAGCCUCUACCCAGCAACUCCCUGAUCUUUAGAGCAGCUUCUGAGUCUGACGGGAGGUGCUGGAUGGAUGCCUUGGAGCUGGCUCUCAGCUGCUCCAGUCUCUACAAGCUAACAGUCAAAGGCGCCAAAGAGGGAGAUAUAUGCACAUCUUCAGAGUCCACCCAUCUGCUGCACCUGCUGCAGUCUACUGCGCUCACUGAUGCAGAGCUGCAACAGUUAAAUGACAGUGUGCUGCUGGGCAAUCACCACAUGGAGCAGGACGGCUUUUCAGACAAAUCGGAGCGCGAGGCUCACGAUGACUGGGACACCGCGACCAAUGAGAACGGCGGACGGCUGACGGAGGAGAGCGACAUGGACCAAUCAGACGAGCUGUCCACAGGCCCACAGGCCACAGCCUAUGUGGAGCAAAGCGCAGAGGAGAUGGCUGAGGCCGGCGAGGCGUCCCAGGUGGAGACCGUGUCAGAGGAGAACAAGGGGCUGAUCUGGAGCCUGCUGAAGCAGCUGCGGCCGGGCAUGGACCUGUCCAAGGUGGUGCUGCCCACCUUCAUCCUGGAGCCCCGCUCUUUCCUGGACAAGCUGUCCGACUACUACUACCACGCUGAUCUACUCUCGCAGGCUGUACUGGAGGAGAGUGGAUAUGGUCGGAUCAAGCAGGUGUUGAGAUGGUACUUGUCUGGCUUCUACAAGAAGCCCAAGGGUCUGAAGAAGCCUUACAACCCAAUCUUGGGGGAAACGUUUCGCUGCUGCUGGCUUCAUCCCCAAACCGACAGCUGCACUUUCUACAUAGCCGAACAGGUGUCCCAUCACCCGCCCAUCUCUGCCUUUUAUGUCUGCAAUAGGAAGGAUGGCUUUUCAAUCAGCGGGAGCAUCCUGGCCAAAUCCAAGUUCUAUGGUAACUCCCUGUCAGCUAUUCUGGAUGGCAAAGCCAGGCUGCUGUUCCUGGGCAGGGACGAGGAGUAUGUCAUCACCAUGCCGUAUGCUCACUGCAAAGGGAUCCUGUACGGCACUAUGACGCUGGAGCUGGGUGGGAAGGUUACCAUCGAGUGUGAGAAAACCAAGUGUUUCACAGAGCUGGAGUUCAAACUCAAGCCUUUUCUCGGAGGCGCCUGCUCUGUGAAUCAGAUCAGCGGGAAGAUCUUUGUGGGAGAGGAGCUACUGGCCACCGUGGAUGGACACUGGGACAACGAGGUGUUCAUCCAGGAGAAGCGCUCGGGCCAACAGGAGAGUCUGUGGAACCCGAGCUCAGACAUCCGCAGCAGCCGCCUCAAGAGACAAGUGGUCCAAAUCGAGCAGCAGGGAGAGUUUGAGUCCGAGAGACUCUGGCAGCAUGUGACCAGCGCCAUCAUGGACCGGGACCAGCUGAGGGCCACCCAGGAGAAGUUUGUGCUGGAGGAAGCUCAGCGGAGAGAGGCCAAGGAAAGAGGGGACAAACCCUGGAGCUCCCAACUUUUCCACCAGGACCCGGUCACCUCCGAGUGGACCUACAGGCACAUGGACACACGACCGUGGGACCCUGAGCGCUGUCUGGUUCAGUUCGAGAAGGACGGAGUGGUUCAGACGCACGAGAAGAAGCAGAGGCGACACAACGGCCUCUCCUACAGCCACAGCUGGGCCAGCCAACAGAAGGCGGAGAUGAAUGGGAAACGAAGGAAGGCCAGCAGCCAGCCGUCCAGCUGCAGCCAAAACACGGAGAGCAGCAGCACCACACCAGAACCCACACACGAGUCCUCGGACAAUGAAGGGUUCUCAAACCAGUGUGCGCGGUGCAAUAAAGAGGUGAAGGACAUUGCCCUGCUAGAGGCCUCCAUCACAUCCAUACAGAGGACCCAGCAGGACAUCCAGCGGAACCUGGUGGCUCUGAGUCGUCAGCUGACCCGUCGCAGCGCUACAGACGACAGCGUGUCGCUAACGGGCCGCCACUGUCUCAUCCUCUGUGUGCUGCUGGUCUCCCAGCUCCUCCUCAACUACGUUUUUACCUGAGCCCGCUCCUCUGGGAGGAGCUUCCCUCCAGCACUGAUCUGGCAUCAGAUCCCUCCAAAAAGCACAGACUACAAUCAGCGGACGAGGGCCGAGACCACAGAUCAGUGUUUUAGAGGGGCGCUUUGUCCCUUUUUUUGUUUCCUCUGAGGAGGGAGGAGCAUGGACAAUUAAGCAAUAAACACAGCCACAGCCACCGCCUGUCAGCGUCCUGCAGAGAGGAGCAGCACCCCCUAGUGUAGCCAGACGGAAACAGCCCGGCACCCACACACUUCGGACCGGAGAUGAGGGAUCAGAGACGAGCAUUGCUGCAAAGAUUUUCAAUAAAAAGAUGAAAUUUAAGAUGAAGAAUGAUUUUGCAAAACGAAAUGACAAAGAGGAUGUUUCACCAUUCCUUAGUAUCUUUUUUAUAUUUCCCUGCAAUACUGUUUAUCCGUUAGAGUAAUUGUAUGUGCGUUGUUAGUACCUACACUACAGUAGGCCCUAUAAUCGCAGGCAGCGCAUCACUUGGGAUUUCUCCUGCUCACUUUCCACUCCAGAUUUGGGCCUUAAAUGCUGAAGCCAAAAAGAGGAAGGAAAAACAAGAGAAAUGUAGAAGGAAUAUCUUCCAACAGUGCAAUUCUGUGCGUUUUCUAUUGAUGUACACUCAAAUACACUCCGUCUCGUCUUUAAAUGCGGAUGAUUUUACCAAAACAGUAUUUAUAAUCCGAAAGGACAGAGUACUUGUUUACAGGGAGCACUGUGUGUGUUUGUAGUGGCACGUAGGAAGGCUAACGGGCAGGAGGCAGGGCGGACUGCCAAAAAGAGUGUCUUUUGUACUUGUGUGCCUGUGGUGCUGUAACGGAAGGGAUCACGGCGCUGCUUCCGGUCUGGACCGCGGCACGAGUGCGUACAAUCAGUCGGAAGAGAGGGCCGGUGGAAUGGGUGAAAAUACACUAAAAUAAUGUCCACACAUUGGCCUGAUAGAAGAAGACAGUUUGUGUGUGCGUCCUUGUCCACACCACUUUCAAAUGUCUGUUUAAAGAUGUUAACACUUAGUAAUGAGUCGUCUUUUUUUUUAUUUUUUUUUUAUCAACUUGUAUAUAUAAAUGUUUGUCUGGAGGCCUGCGUUUCAAAGAGAGAUUUCAGAAUGUAUUUAUUGGGUGAUUAACUUAACCUUCCUAAUCUAAUACAGCUUGCAGGACAGAGACCCGGGACAACAAUUGCUCUCCCAUUGUUGUGCGUGUCUGUCCAUUUGUAUGUUAGUGAAUGUGUGUGAAGGAGCACAUGUGUGUGAGUAGGCCAUUACGGUUGUGCUAUACAAAACCAGAUCUGUGAUCUCAGUUUUACUGGUUUUUAAACCUUGAAUUUUAGUCUCCAGUCCUGAUCUGCCCAACCGGAGAGAACAAGAGCACAAGAAGGAAGUCGACUUUGAAUGCUUUUAUUUACACCUUCAUUUGUUUGUUCUUUUCAUUCUUUUCCUGUUUUGUACUCUACUGCCAUGUGGUGGGAUUCUACAUGCCGGAUGUUUUUGUCAUAUUGAACGAAACUACAGAGAACAUGAGGUCGCCCGAUGUUUGCAUUCAUACUCGUUGCGUACUGUAGCACAACAGUAAAACAUUUUAACCCCGUCA
Molecule: messenger RNA, 4485 nt
Organism: Gasterosteus aculeatus aculeatus (three-spined stickleback)
Lineage: Eukaryota; Metazoa; Chordata; Actinopteri; Perciformes; Gasterosteidae
Source: RefSeq, a predicted model, not a curated record